Molecule: messenger RNA, 1545 nt
Organism: Lates calcarifer (barramundi perch)
Lineage: Eukaryota; Metazoa; Chordata; Actinopteri; Centropomidae
Exons: 6
Coding region: 239-994 (251 amino acids)
Biological process (GO): response to bacterium
Source: RefSeq, a predicted model, not a curated record
UUUAUGAUCAUUAGAAUCUCCAUGGCUGUAAUAAGACGGACCAACUGUAAUGCACUACAGGAGGAAACAUCAAUAGCCAAAAGCCAUCGCACCAAUAGAAAACAACCACAGAAGAAAAUGUUCCACUUGACUGGCCAAUCACAACGUAUAUUUCCUUUAAUGGAAAAUUCUGCACAGGUUGUUAUAUCUGAGGGUAAAAGUCAUUUCGCUGUCUUUCAACUCUCUGUCAUCAUCAGACAUGGACAGGCUGCACAUUUUUCUGGUCAUUCUCUCAGGAGUUGUUUCUUGCAGUCAGGAUCAGACCUCUCAAUCAGUGUUGGAGGUGACCGUCAGACCAGGAGACAACAUCACACUCUACUGUGACUGCAAAAUAUCAACUGGAGUAUACAUCGUGUGGUACAGGAACUGCUCUCAUGAGAAGCAACCCACUCUUGUUCUCAGUGUAAAUUAUAAUGCACAGACAGGCACCACUAAGACUGUUUUUCCUCAUUUUACAUUUUUGAGGAACUUUUCUUCUCUUUCCUAUGACCUACUGAUCAUGAACAUCACUGACUCGGAUGAGGGUCUUUACUACUGUGGAACUAAACAGCCAAAGGUGGAGGAGGACAAAUACAUCUCUCAGAGACACAUUUACAGUUAUGGCAAUAUAACAACAAGGAUCCUAUUGAACUCCAGUAAACCUCAUCAUCACCAACUUCAUCAAGAUUGUAGUGGUUCAUGCUGGAUGCUGCUGUUCUCUCUGUGUCCAGUUUUUGCUGUUCUCUCCUCUCUCCUGACCUCUCUUGUGGUCUAUCAACUCUGUCAGAAGAAAGCUGAACAACCUCAAGUUGAUAGGGAGAGACUUGACACUAGAGAUCAAAGAAGACUGAAACAGGAUGAAGAUGUGUGCUACGCUGCGCUGGAAAUCCGUCAGCCAUCACAGAGACCGAAGAAGAAGAAAAGCAAAAGUUCUGACUUAAGCACCUAUUCUGCCAUCAAUAUCUCUAGGGUGUAGAGGGCCUGUAAAUGUAAUAAAAGAAAUGUAUGAUGGUGAUGAUUAAUGCUGCGUAAUAUAAUUCAUUUGUAGAGAUAUGUUUACCAUUCUGUCACUCAGCUUCCUCUUUAAAUCUAAGCAACAACCAUCAUCAUCAGUGACUGAAAUACAGGGUUGGUUGGUUUGUUCAGUGCUUGUCUGAUGCAAUUCAAACUGCAACCAGUUCACAGGAAACCUACUGUGAGAAACAGCCCCUUGCAUUUGUUAUAUUGUUAAAACAUAUUUAACAACAGUCAAGCCAAAUGCUGGUUAGAAUUUAGCAGUUCUGUAACUACCUCAGUUAUAUUUAGAUGUUUGAGGUUUAUUUCUCAAUCUAUGUGAUAUCAGCGACCACAUCCUACCUUUGUGAGAUUAUAGAGGUCUGCUCUGGUUGCACUUGGUAUGAAUGUGAUUUGUUUGUAGACGAAUGUAGAGUGUGGUUUCAUACACAGAUACCAUUAGUAGUGAAGUUAUUUCAAGAUAUAUUGUUUCUCUGCACCCUUACAUCUUAAUAAACAUCCUACAACAUUUUU